UCCAACGGACCUAGCAAUCACUAAGGGAGCUCCAACAUUCUCUAUCACUGAGUCAGAUGACAAGUCGACGACGGAGGACCCUCAUUCACAUCAUGACUGUUUCGUUACCAUAUUCGUGGCAUGAAAUCUAUUCACGAGUUGAUGAUGGUCAACGGUGACGGAUAUAGAUUUGGUUUACGCAACUCAGACACGACGACGAUACUGUUCUCGUGGUUGUAGAGAGAUCUUUACUUCGAAGCCUGGGCUUAUGUCUGUAUAAAUGUCUUGAGUCGCAGCAUCAUUUGUUAAAGGCAUUAAUCCAGCACCUCAUCUCAAAGCAUACUACCACUAUCCAAACAUACUAUUUGAUCUUUGUCAAACACUUGAGAGGAAAGAUGCAUUUCUCCAUCGCAACCACAGUUCUUACUUUUGCUGCAUCCAUCACCGCUGUUGCAGCCGGGCCCAAUGGCAAAUAUCGUCGCCAGGCAGCCGAUCCUUGCAUGCUUGACUCGGUCACCGAUAAUCCCUCAGCAGAUGACGCUAAAGCCGCAAUCGACCAGUGGAACAUCGAUGUCAACACUGUCAAUGCUUUCCUCAACGAGGCCAGUGGCCUAGCCCACGGCAUGGAGAUUCAGAAUGCCACCAUGCAGACUCUGCUCUUCGCUCAGGACGAGCCGUGUCAGCUCAAGACCCUCAUCAGCAACAGCGACUUCGCUGGUGGUGAUACUGAUGCCUUCAACUGUGCCGCCAUGGACCUGAUGAUGGUGUUCGAUACCCACGUUCUCCAGAACCUCAGGAGCAUUAUCAUGAUGCCCUCGGAUGCCGAUGUCAUUGCUCAUGCUAUCAGCGACAUCAACACCUUUAGAUGCUGCAAUGUUCUGCCCGAUGCAAACAUCCUUUGGCUCGAUUCUGCCACCGACAAUGGCAUCUCUGACCAAGUCAACUUCACCCCAGGACUUGAGGAUGCCUGUGCCAAUAUCGACUGUUCGACUGUUGCCACUGCUGCCAAUUGUACGUCGCUCAACAACGGCAGCAACCCAUUGAAGUUGCGUAUCUGAAGACGGAGAUCGAAACAUGAGAGUUGGUAGCGACAUCAUGCUGCCUGUUACUACUUACAUUGCUUUGUACAGCAGACUUGGACUGCCAAUAAACACUCGCUCGUUUUAUUCGGUUAGACUUUUUGUUCGAGAUUAUUGACGAAGCAUUACCUAUUUUCGGUAUGUUGACAUUAGCUUGUAUCAAACCUUCCCUUGCGUAUGAAAAUCUGCAUUCUG
Molecule: messenger RNA, 1253 nt
Organism: Aureobasidium subglaciale EXF-2481
Lineage: Eukaryota; Fungi; Ascomycota; Dothideomycetes; Dothideales; Saccotheciaceae
Exons: 1
Coding region: 375-1037 (220 amino acids)
Source: RefSeq, a predicted model, not a curated record